Molecule: messenger RNA, 868 nt
Organism: Dictyostelium purpureum
Lineage: Eukaryota; Evosea; Eumycetozoa; Dictyosteliales; Dictyosteliaceae
Exons: 2
Coding region: 9-782 (257 amino acids)
Biological process (GO): glycolytic process; glycerol catabolic process; gluconeogenesis
Cellular component (GO): cytosol
Molecular function (GO): triose-phosphate isomerase activity
Source: RefSeq, a predicted model, not a curated record
AUUCAAAAAUGACAGGCACAAGAACUUUUUUUGUUGGUGGUAAUCAUAAAAUGAAUGGUUCAAAAUCAAUGUUAGAAUCAUUAUGUACUGGUUUAAAUGAACAAGUCGAAAAAAAAGAUAAUGUUAAAGUUUUUAUUGCACCAUCAUAUCCAUAUUUAGACUUUGUUAAUAAUAAAUUAGAUUUAAAUAAAAUUCAAACUAGUGCACAAAAUUGUUAUAGUGAAGCUAAAGGUGCAUUCACUGGUGAAAUUAGUGCCAAUAUGGUUGUAGAUCUUGGUAUUCCAUACGUUAUUAUUGGUCACAGCGAAAGAAGAAAUGUUUUCAAUGAAUCAAACCAACUUAUCACAAAAAAAACCAAAUAUGCCAUCUCUUUAGGUCUCACUGUUAUUCUUUGUCUUGGUGAACAUUUAGCUGAUCGUCAAAAUAACAAGACUGAAAAAGUUUUAGACUCUCAAUUAGAAGAUUUCAAAUCAUUCUCUGCUGAUGAAUGGAAGAAAAUCGUUAUUGCAUACGAACCAGUUUGGGCUAUCGGUACUGGUGUUGUUGCUUCUCCACAACAAGCUCAAGAUACCCAUGUUUACAUUCGUAAAUGGAUCGCUGAAAAUGUAUCCAAAGAUGUUGCCAAUCAAACCAGUAUCAUGUAUGGUGGUAGUGUUGGUGCUUCAAAUUGCUCCGAUUUAUCAAAACAAGCUGAUAUCGAUGGUUUCUUAGUUGGUGGUGCCUCUUUAAUUACCAAUGAUUUUGUCACCAUCAUAAAAUCUGCCACACCAAAGACUUUCUGAAUGUCUAAUCUUUAAAAAAAGAAAAAAAAAGAAAAAUCACUAUAAAAAUUAAUGAUUUUUAAAUAAAAUAAAUUAUUUAUGUAUAU